Messenger RNA from Darwinula stevensoni, 493 nucleotides. The record is from the annotation of a GenBank genome assembly. NCBI's taxonomy places the organism in Eukaryota, Metazoa, Arthropoda, Ostracoda, Podocopida, Darwinulidae.
AUGCUUGGGAUGCUGAGUGAUAGGAAUCCUGGACUCCUCAGUGUCUGCAUCUCUCUUUUCCUUCCUAGCUUGAUGUUGGACUUCUUCCAGGUCCCUUCUGUGGAGGCCUGUGAGUUAGUUACAGCACAUCUCCAAUUGGCACGUCAGGCCCUCAAGGAAAACCCAGAUGCCAGUGAUACAGAAAAGGAGUAUGCAGAACUCAAGGUACAACUUAAUCAAGUGGUGGAAACAAUCAAUGAACAUCUGGAAGAGAUCCGAUAUGGUGCUGCUGAUCUUUUCUAAUCUACUUUCUGUUUGACAACUGUACUCCAUGCCAUUGGACAAUGAAAUGACCAAGACUAAUCUCAUUGCUAGCACCUGAGACUGUGAUACAGUUGAGAGGAACCAUUCCACUUUUUUGUAUUGAUCUACGGGUUACGCAUCUAUUGUUGGUUAUUGUAUAUUACUGACAAUGUUUGAUGUAUGCGAUUGUAUAUAAAUCUUGGAUUCCUUC